This is a messenger RNA of Emiliania huxleyi CCMP1516, 914 nucleotides long. RefSeq lists its product as hypothetical. The record is from RefSeq and is a predicted model, not a curated record. Lineage: Eukaryota; Haptophyta; Isochrysidales; Noelaerhabdaceae. The transcript is spliced from 3 exons. Bases 49 to 720 code for a protein of 223 amino acids.
CACUCCAGCCCCCCCGCGAGGCGUGUUGCGGUCGCUUCUGGUACAAGAAUGGCGCGAGACUCCGCGUCGGACUCUGAGGACCGGCGGCGGAGCAAGAAGGAGAAGAAGCACAAGAAGGAGCGCUCCGACUCCGACUCCGAAGACUCCGAGGAGCGCGAGCGCCGCCGCCGCCGCCGCCGCGAGCGCGAGCGCGAGUCUCGCCGUAGCCGCUCGCGGUCUCGCUCGCGGGGACGGCGGAGCCGGGAGCGGGACGAUCGGCGCUACGGCGACCGCGGCGACCGCGGCGGCUACGGCGAUCGCGGCGACCGCGGGGGGUAUGGCGGCGGCGGCUACGGCGGCGGCUACGGCGGCGGCUACGGCGGCGACCGCCGCGGCGGCGGCCCCGCGCCCCCGCCGCUGCCCCUCCCCGACACCGAUGGCGAUCCGUCCAACGCCUUCAUCCACGACAAGCUGACGGAGCGCGAAAAGUGCGGGGGGGGGGGGGGGUUGCCACCUUUUCCGGGCGCUGCCGCCGUUUCCACCCCGGGCCUUUUUCGGAAAUUUUUGGCUAAAGCUUUCGACCGUUGCUGCCGUUGGGGGGCUGUUGCCACACCGGUGCCACUGCCGCCAGGCGGUUGGACCGUUGCACCGUUGCACCGGUGCCCCGGUGCACCGGGGCACCGUUGCACCGCUGCCCCCGGGGGGUCACCUGGGUGCCUCCUGUCCCCGCUGCCUUUUUGAGAGGGUGAGCGGCUGUGGAAGCACAAGGACGGCCGCAAGGGCCCCCGCCCCAACCACAUGGGCGAGGUGCACUGAGGUGGCGGAGGAGGAGGGAAAACAGGCAGAGGACUGAGGAGAGGGUGCGAGCGAGGGAGAGGGAGAGGGAGGGAGAGCUGAGAGGGAGAAGGGGGGGGGUCUAAGAUCAGGUCUCGCGC